Diaporthe amygdali is the source of this 531-nucleotide messenger RNA. RefSeq lists its product as uncharacterized. Lineage: Eukaryota; Fungi; Ascomycota; Sordariomycetes; Diaporthales; Diaporthaceae. The record is from RefSeq and is a predicted model, not a curated record. The transcript has a single exon. Bases 1 to 531 code for a protein of 176 amino acids.
AUGAAGAUAAUGAUCCCCGCGAGCACCGCAACCGCGGUGUUCCUCGCUGCAGCAGCCAGCCUGCUGCUAAGACCUGCGUCGGCCAUCAGCAGCUCAAACCUCGGCAACGAUAUCGUUCAUGUGCACAAGCCCAAUCCGGGUGAUUUCGAAUACUGGGCCCAGGCACAAGACACCACAGCGCCUGUAGCCCACAUAGGGCACCGAAUCGGCCAUGAGACGGACAAAGACGAGGGCGCUGAGAGAGCUACACAAGCCAUGGUGCAGCAGCCCGGCUCCGUGGGUGAACAGACUCCCACACAACUGCCCAAAGACGACAACAGGUAUUCGGCGAUGGAGGGGACGCCGCUGGACGGCGGCUCAGAGCGGGAGCUGAGGCUGAAGAGGUCCGAGGACGGCGGCGAGGUCGUCGGUACGGUGCUUCUGAGUAGGGAGACCAGCGCGGCGCCCACGGUAUUUGGCGUGAGCAUCUGGUUGAUACUCGCUUGGCUGGCUCUACUCUACUUCAUGUACAAGACUGGCUCUAUGUUCUAG